Staurois parvus is the source of this 295-nucleotide messenger RNA. Lineage: Eukaryota; Metazoa; Chordata; Amphibia; Anura; Ranidae. The record is from the annotation of a GenBank genome assembly.
CCAGGGGUGGACUGACCAUUUGGAAACUCGGGCACUGCCCGAGGGCCCGGGGUCAGUAGGGGGCCCCAUGAGAUGCCCCUGGUACCCUUUUUCAUAGGCUUUUUUGAGUUUGGGCAAGGACACAGGGGCCCCAUGAUCCCCUAUUGCCGGGGGCCCCAUGAGUUGUAAGUCCGCCCCUGGAUUAGGUUUACACUUGUGGGCUAGUUGCAGGUUUGGGAAUCACACCUCUUCCUGCACCCGCAACCACCCACAGCUGAAACACACAGCUCUUGCAAGACAUACAGGACUGCCAUUC